AUGGCUCCGACAGCCCCGGAUUCCCUCUCAGCCCAGGAGGUUGCCACACUAUCAACCAAAGCCAUUGCCGCCAAAGCCACGGCGUACUGCCCUUACUCUAAAUUCCGUGUCGGGGCAUGCAUCCUCACACAAACGGGGGAGUACAUCUCUGGCGCGAAUGUAGAGAACGCCGCCUACCCCGUAGGCACCUGCGCAGAGAGGGUUGCCUUUGGGACCGCAAUAGUCGCCGGCCACAAAGAAUUCAAGGCCAUCGCUGUCGCAACGGAUAUCAAGCCUGCUGCAUCGCCCUGUGGGAUGUGUAGACAGUUCAUGCGGGAAUUUACCGCCCCCUCUUUCCCAGUCUACAUGUUUGACGCUGACGGCGACUACACCGUCAAAACAAUGGGCGAGGUAGUUAUCUAA
Molecule: messenger RNA, 402 nt
Organism: Penicilliopsis zonata CBS 506.65
Lineage: Eukaryota; Fungi; Ascomycota; Eurotiomycetes; Eurotiales; Aspergillaceae
Exons: 4
Coding region: 1-402 (133 amino acids)
Cellular component (GO): cytosol
Molecular function (GO): cytidine deaminase activity; zinc ion binding
Source: RefSeq, a predicted model, not a curated record